AUGCAGUGGGCGACGGGCAUGUUCCUCUUCGGAGUCGUCGUCCUCGGCCUCUCGGUCACACUGCUGCUCGGCCAGCAUUGGCUCUCCCCACCGGCGGUCACCAAAUAUGCCAUAUUUACCGGCGCCUUCGGCAUGCUCGCCGCUCUCGUCGGUGUCGCAGAACUCUACCUUGAUCGCCUGCCUAGUUUCGUCACCUGGGCUGUCGACGGACUAGCCGGUGCCUUUGCCGCCAUCCUAGGGGGCGCGGAUUGCUUCAACGUUCGCGAAACGAGCACGAACCAGCUGCUCAGUGGGGGAUGUUGGGAUUUCGAGGGCCGGAAGGGGUGUUGGCACAUGGCCAACUUCGACACCGAUGCUCUCGAGAUGCGGUGCAUGUCGGCCAAGGCCGACUCAGCGUUCAUGUUCUUGUGUUUCGCAACCUCACUCGCUGCGAUCGCAUUUUCGGUGUUUUUGUCCCGGAAGGGCGACGGGGCCCUCGUUACACCCCGGCGCAUCUGCAAACCUUUCCGUGUUGACGUGUUGACUAGUCAUGUACAUCGAAUGAUUCCCCGAUCGGGGUUUACGGGACCAUGA
Messenger RNA from Aspergillus campestris IBT 28561, 573 nucleotides. RefSeq names its product MARVEL domain-containing protein. The coding region runs from base 1 to 573 and encodes 190 amino acids. Lineage: Eukaryota; Fungi; Ascomycota; Eurotiomycetes; Eurotiales; Aspergillaceae. Gene Ontology annotation, cellular component: eisosome; plasma membrane. The transcript is spliced from 3 exons. Gene Ontology annotation, biological process: eisosome assembly; protein localization to plasma membrane. The record is from RefSeq and is a predicted model, not a curated record.